Molecule: messenger RNA, 5269 nt
Organism: Saccostrea echinata
Lineage: Eukaryota; Metazoa; Mollusca; Bivalvia; Ostreida; Ostreidae
Product: PHD finger protein 12-like
Exons: 15
Coding region: 238-2979 (913 amino acids)
Biological process (GO): negative regulation of transcription by RNA polymerase II
Cellular component (GO): Sin3-type complex; nucleus
Molecular function (GO): transcription corepressor activity; protein binding
Source: RefSeq, a predicted model, not a curated record
UAGCGUUUUUCUUACAAAUGCAAACCGUAUGCACUCGUUUGUAUAGCCUGUUUUCAUCUACGUUUAUUGUUUUGUUAUAUAUGUGACUUUCAUAUGUUAAGGAAAUAUUGUUUUUCUUAAUAUCUAAAAAGUUUACUGUUAUAUUAUUGUGCCGUUGCACGACAAAAUGGUGUUGUGGGGUAUCUAGGCAAGAGGAGAAUAUUUGCAAAGUUCCACUUUAAAGGACUGAAUCUAAUAAUGGCAACGGUGGAAUACGAUCUUGAUACUUCUGGAGGAUUAAUGGAGCAAAUUCAAAAGCUUGUUGCUCCUCCAGUAAGUGAUGAAGUACUGCGCCGACAGAGAAGAAAAGAAAGGGAGAGUAGAAGACAGGGUCGGGCUGUAAAUCAUGAUAGUUGUGACAGUUGUAAGGAAGGAGGAGAUUUACUCUGUUGUGAUUGGUGCCCAGCAGCUUUUCAUUUACAGUGCCAUGAUCCUCCAUUAGAAGAGGAUGAUGUACCGCCUGGUGAAUGGCGAUGUCAUCGUUGUAAGGUCUCUCCACCCAAGGCAGAGCCAUCUAAAGAUAAAGAAAAAGAUGAUGAUGCCUCUUCAACCAAAAGCAAUAGCAGCAAUACAAGUCGGAAAUCCCGACCACAGCCACCCAUCCCUAUCAUUGAGGAGAUUUUAGUUGAUACACCCACUACAGAACAUUUAACUCCUUUACAAAAGUUGGCCAGAGCUGCCCAGUUGAUGAACCCAGUCCAGUUUGAUUUACCCAGAGACAUAGCUUGCACUACACCACUGCCUGGAUCAAGUAAAAGGAAAUGGUGGGGCAGAGAUAGGAACCCGAAUAAGAAGUUUGCUCAUGAAUUAGAUAAUGGGUUAGUUCCUCUGCCAGCAAAGCUAUGCUUUUACUGCAGCAAGAGCUGUCGUGUAGGGGCCCUCGUACAGUGUGAUUACUGCCCCUUACUGUAUCAUCUAGACUGCCUUAAUCCUCCACUAGCUUCUCCACCUACCAAUCGAUGGAUGUGUCCAAACCAUCCAGAAAAUGUUAUUGAUGAACAUCUGUUGAAAAGUGUUGGCCUAACUGAGCGUAUAAAAUUAUGGAACAAGUUCAAUAACCGCAUUAGUCAGCAUACCGUCAAACUCAACUUUCUUAACAAGAUCCACAGAGAGAGUCCACCUUUUAGGAUCAAAGUCAAACAUCCGAGGCGCAAAUCAUUAGCGAUUCCAGAAGCAAUCAAACUUCAUUAUCAAAACCCUUCACCCUUACUUCCUUGUGUUACGGAUCCUGACACGACAGCAGUAGUGGAAACUGACGAGAAGACAGUCCCUGACACUACACUGGAAGAUCAGGAAGAGUGGUUGUCUGCAGUUGUUUCAUUACAAACCAGUAUAGCCAGACAUUUAGCUCAAAAACAGAUACAAAAGUCCUCAUCAGAAUCUGGAAAAUCAGAGCAGAGUGUUAAAACGGAGAAACCUACAGCCUCAGUGCAACCUGUGAUCCAGGGUAGUGACUCGCAGCCCAGUGAAGGGGGCUUGUGUGAUUCUAAAGUGACUAAUAUGGAGGUGGAUAAACCCCUUAAUGGUCCUCUCUCAGACCCUAUUUCAAAUGGACCUUUGGAAGGAAAUCGAGGGGGUGCAAUAUCUUUAUUGCAUCCCCCAGGUCCCUCAUCACAAAGUUCUAUGAAUGGGGAAUUGGGGGAAUCUAGUAAAAGUAAAUCAGAGACUGUUUUAAUCAAAUCCAGGAGUAAAAGUGUUGAUGGAUCUCCAGCCAACAUAGUGAGGGUUAACUGGGCAUCCAUGGACAAACAGACCACCUCAGGGGCAUCUACUUCAACUACACCAUCUGGUAAAAACAUUGUCAUUAGUGCUAUCAAUAAAGCUAACAAUACUGUAGUCACAAAAGUGUUAGGUCCGACUCAGGGCAACAAACUCCUAGCAAACAACGUGGCAGCUAACAGUGGCAGCAGCUCAACAUCAAUCCUGUCUCCGCGCGUGUCUGGACAGUCAGCAAUUAAAGUGGCCAGUGUACAGGGCAGGACAAACACUGUAGGCUCAACAGCCAAGGUCAUCACUGUCUCCACACCAACUACUGGUAAAAGUGGAGCCUCAUCCAAUAGCAAUAUUACGAUCUCAGGUGGCAAACCAUCUUCCACUACUGGCAGCCAGAACUCAUCCAAUGCCAUAGUCUCCCUAAAUAACUCACUCCAACAAUGUCUAGAGGGAACAGGUGAUAUAGAACUGAGUAAGUUGGAUGAAAAACUGAUUCAAAUCCUGGCCUGGCAAAGACUUCAGCAAUUGUUACCAUCCAAAUCCAGUUCCCCACAGACCCCAAACAAGAAGGGAGUGUUAAAUGGACUGCUAAAUCAAGCAGGUAGCACUGAGGUGAAAGCCCGAGCCGUCCUUUGUCCUCUAACCAGCAAAGGCCAGCCGAUAUCCAUGUGUUACAGGACCCUCAAUAUCGGAACAGGUGCGGACAUGGAUGUGUGUUUGACCCAGUUUGGACACUGCAAUUAUAUUUCUCCCAAACAUGCAUAUGUGUUUUAUGAUGAGACAACCAAACACUAUGAGCUUUUGAACUACAGUGAGCAUGGAACAACGGUGGACAACGUCCUAUACUCGUGUGACUUCAGUGACAAGCCUUCGUCAACACCACAGCCCACGUCUGUUGUCGCAGCUGUCCGCAAAAUCAUAAAGAAUAAGAAAGUGGAGAAAGCAAAAGAUGACGAGGCAAAGGAAGAGAAACGCUUGACAAUGAGUGGCAAAGCUAAUGAGAACAAGAAGCCUUGUAAUUGUAAGGCCAGUAGCUCAAGUUUGAUUGGAGGGAGUGGUGCAGGAUGGGAAGGAACAGCACUGUUGCAUCAUGGGAGCUACAUCAAAGUUGGUUGUCUUCAAUUUGUGUUUAGCAUUGUGGACCAUGCAACUAAUUCUUUAGGACAGGAAAGAAAGAAAGAACCUAUGUCAUUACUUAAAUCAACUCUCAGAGGUUCAGUCCCAUAGAUUUCAUAUUGUCAUUAUUUAGGAGAUUUUUUUUAUAAAUUGUAAUUAGCUCAAACUUGAGUAUUAAAUUAAUGAGGAGUUUAUAGGUAUUAUUUAAAGAGGUAUUUAGAUUUAUAAAGAAAAGGAGGUUGUAUUUUAUUGGUGGAUUUUUUUCUUCUUCUAAGAGCUUUGUCCAGAAUUGGGCCAGUACUUGAAUUUGUAAAGAGAAACAUCAGUGUUGUCAUGACUUCCUAUGGAAAUGUACGUCAACAAUCUUUAGCUAUUCUGUCUAUGGGUUGUUUUUAAUCUUUUGUAAGGAGUUACCUAUGGAAUUUUAAAAAUAAUGUUUUCCUUGAGUACCUAUCCCAGUAAGACAAAGUUAACUACAUACAUGUGUGAGUGCUCGACAGAUCUGAUUCUUCCCUAACCUAGAAUGUUCAGGGCUGAUCAGGUAUUGACUACUUAUAAUUUCUGUUCAAGGAUCGGUAUUGAGUACUGUUAAAUCACUCCUAUCCAUUGGUUGGUAUUUUUACACUUUUAUCCAUGGUCUUCAAAGAAAAUCGUGUCUGUUUAAAUUCAGUUCAUUUAAAACGAUGGGAAUAAAAGAAAUAUAUACAGCAAGCUCUAUAUGAAAAAUAAACAGAUGUGAAUAAAGCAGUCUCAAGCAAUUUAAAGCCUGAUGGUUUUUUGUUAACUACAAACUGUUGAAGACAAUUUCAAUCCGAAUCAUUCUUUACAAAAGCCAAAUAAGAAACAGAUAUUUAACUCUAUGCAUAUAUUUUUGCAUUCCAUAUGAUAUGACAUGGACCCUCUUGUAACAUUCAGCACUGAUUUUUCACUAGAAAACACCUUGUGUAAUGGGUAAUUACAGAAUUUGGGGUGGACAAAUGUCAUGUCAUAUUUCUACCUUAUGUUUCUCUAAACUAUGUGACUGGGUAAACUCUCCCUCAUCUUUAUGAAUUUAAUAACUUUCAGUCUUAUUUUCUUGUAUUAAAACUGAAAAGACAGUUUAACCACAGUAGUUCUAGAUAUUCAUUAUGAAAUCUCCUGUGCUCAAGGUUUUGUAUCACAUUUAAAGAUUUAUACCUUCAGAUAAAGUCCUCGUGUAAAGUGUAGAAGCUCAUUAUAACACGUUAAAAUACUACCCCCCCCCCCUUUCCCAUUCUCCACCAGCCAGCAUUUUAUAGGGCAGCUGAAUGUUCUCUUUACCCCCCUCAAUGUAAAUAUCAUCAGAAAUGGUUCACUCAGGGUUGUCAUCAAAUCCACAGGAUCCAGGAAAAAAUGCAACUUUUUAUAGAAUUUAAUUCCAUUGUAUGUGAAGGAAUAUUUCUUUUGUCAAGCUAAUUCUGAUUUUAAGGAAUCUUUUGCAGCAAUCAAUCAUGAUAUAUCUGAACUUAAGUAAUUAUUUGAUAAGAAACUACAUGUAUAUGGAAGUGAGAUCCUUAUUUUGCAAAAUAAAACAGCAAAUUCAAGGAUUUUGUAUAUUUCAUAAUCGAAAAAAAUGUAAGCCACUUGUUGGAUAAAACUAUUUGUCAUCCUGAUUUCAAUAAUAAAGGGUAGCAAAGUCCUCAAUUUCUUUAUUUUCAAUAAUUAAGGGUAUUUAUGGAGGUAAAACAAAGUUUGGUAUUUGUCGCCAUCUGAAGACAGAUUAUUAAACUAUUAAAACUCGACAUUAUUGUGACAACAAUAGCAAAGUCCUCAAUUUCUUUAUAUAUAAGGUGUACAAUUGUCAUGUUUAAAACAUGUAUCUUCACUGUGUAUAUUGAUAGUGAAAAAAAGAAACCAGAGAUUUUAAAGAAUGAAAAGACUGGUAAUGUGAACAAGUUUGACUUGUGAAAGGAGUUGUGCAACUGCUGAAAAAUCAACCCGAAAGCUUUAAUGUUAUAUGACCCUCAUCUUUGAAUCCCAAGUUAGAUAUUCUAUAUAUAUCCUAUGUUUAUGAUUGUUUUUACACAUUGUUUUUGAAUUUAAUUAGGAUUAUUUAUUGUCAUUUAUACAAUGCAUUGUUUUGUUAUGAUAUUUGCAUUUAGUGCAAGUAUAUGUAGAGGAAAAUGAUAUUUUUAAAUUGUCAAAAACUGUACAUAAUAAAAUAAGUCUUAGAAAUGACAUUAUUUUAACCACACUGUAAAAAUUAGCAUGUACAUUUCAACCAGACAUAUUGUGUACAUACAUGUACUUUGCCUAAAAUAUUUAUGCAUGAAGCAAAAUCAUGUCUUCGUAAAUAUUGCGCAGAAAAUUCUGUUACAAAUUUUUAGUCAUUAAGCAUAUUUUAGAAGGUAACCCUGGUUACAAUAAAAUUGUGUCAAUUGGA